Messenger RNA from Sclerotinia trifoliorum, 2340 nucleotides. NCBI's taxonomy places the organism in Eukaryota, Fungi, Ascomycota, Leotiomycetes, Helotiales, Sclerotiniaceae. The record is from the annotation of a GenBank genome assembly.
AAGUAACUCGUAACCUUACAAAUAACUUCAGUUUUCAGAUGAUUCCAACGACUAAGAUAUCUCAUUAUUGGAUACAUGUCCGGACUGUGGGGUAUUACAAUUUCUGUUACUUUUUGAACUGGUCCAAAUGAUAAUUUCUCCAUAGCUUUGACUCUAACAAAGCUCAAUGAGAUGUGUAGUAGCUACUUAGUCAGUCUCCUACUCAUGACCUAUCUAACCGAGCCAGUCGCAAAGGACGAAUAGCGAAAUACUAUGAUGUUCAGUAGCUUAACCCAAACGCCACUGCAUAAAUUUUUUCAUAUUGAGUGGCUGGAAGUACAGAUCACUGGAAAAAAAACCUGCAGUCCGGCACUCUUUAGCUUCUUUGGUAUAUGCUCGAAGAUGUCGUGAUCGUUAAGUUUCGCAUACUUCGUCCAUUUUUAUGAUCUAGCUUCUUCCAUCUGGUAUGUCUGGUAGUUCUGGGGUAAUAGACUUACAUCUGGCUUGAUUUCUAAUGACUCAGUAAGGUUACUACUACAGACAUGUUUUCACUAAGCUUCAUGACCGUUUCCUAGUUAACGGCGCCAUGGUCUGUAGCUCGUAAGCUUUUGGACUAGCCUUCAAAUUUGACGGCAAAAGGUUUCCGAAUCUUUGAGUGUCAUUGAAUCCUCUCCGUUCCUUUCAUGCUUCGAACAGUGAUUUGGCUUCUUGAAUGAAUUUAAAUUAUGAAUAUGCCUCUAAAGUAUAAACCUCGUUCGACGAUCAAGGCUAUUUUCAUGCUGAAUUACAGUCUGUAAUGUUGGAUACAGUGUACAUAAGCAAAACAUCCCUCUUCUCAUCCCCGCAGCGACGUUUUCAAUCAGCUCAAAAUACUAGUACUAGUAUGAAGCUUGUAUCUCCUAGCUCGUCUUCUAAAAGCUAUCUAUCAUUCAUUAUAGUCAUAACUUUAGAUAAAAGUACAUUCUCAAAUAAGCAUAGUCUGCAAAAGUUUUCACGCACUUAUGAGCAAUGCCAUAUUGCACUACUGGAGAGGAAACACAUAAAAGACCUACGUUUCCCAGCUUGCAAGAGAUUCUUUCUUCUUCAGCCAACAAUCUUCUGAUCAUUUUUACCAUUUACAAAAGUCAAACUUUUGAAAUCUGUAUCACUGAUAUAUUGAUUGUCCGAUCUUAGUUGCUCAAGAUCAAUCAUUUAUUUAACUCUUCUUACUUACCACUUAUCUUAUUUAUUUUCAAGAUGUCUCUCCUACCUCCUUCCUCCCUUCCUCCCUCCUCCUCCCCCCUCCUCCCUCCUCCUCCCUCCCUCCUCCUCCUCCUCCUUUCCACCUUCCAGUCCUCUGCCCCGUCCUCCUGGUCCUCUCUUCCUCCCUUCCUCCUCCCGCCUCUGUCGAUGAGCUAUCGGCUUGGCUUCCACCUCCAUCAAUGAGGUGGUGAACAAGAUACUGCCUGUCAAGGCAUACGUCUUCAUCUCAAUUGACUUGGAGGCAACCACGCACGAGUUCAACUGCUAUGCCAAUGGCAAGGUUUAUCCUCGCUCAACGCCAACGCAGAUUGGCAUCUCAAUCCUCCGUGCGACCGGAGACAACGCGGCCCUUUACGCGAAGGAUUCGUGUUCGGAAGCUGGCACCGAAUUCCGCCACAUCUUCAUCAAGGAAUUCAAAAAGUACAGGACCAGAGUUGGAAAGCUCAAACAAGGUGAAAAGGUCGCCUUUCAAUACGGCCGCACCGAGUUUCACGAGCUCGCCAAGGUCAAUGGGCUGAUCAAAAAGCUCAUUGACGAGGAGUCCAAAUAUGGACAAGUGGUCUUGGUUGGUCAUGCCAUCCAGAAUGACCAAGCCUUUUUGGAGAAAGCGGGGAUCGACGCCUUCGAUCGUUUCUUCCCGGACGCCAUUGAUACACAGGCGAUCCAUCUCGAGCCGGGAAGCAAGAACGGCCGAAGUCUCCUCAACUUGGUCUGGGAAUACGACCCUUACGUCCAGCCUGGAUGGGAGCACAACGCUGGCAACGAUGCCGCGUGGACGUUGUGGGUCUUGGCAAACAAGCUCCCAGACAUUCUUAGGGUCUCGGAUUCUGGCGAGGAGAUGAUCAUCGACUCGUAUAAGAAGCUCAGAUUCCCUUCAAGAAUGAGCAGACAACGCCGUCUUUACGAGGAUCAAGAUGACGUUGAAGAGACGGCAGGUUGGGGGAUUGAGAAUUUGAAACCCCCCUCUGCUUGCGAUUCAUCGUCAUCUUGGUAGAAGAGUUGAGGCAUUUAUCCCUCGCUAGAUGAAGCUUGUCUGUGGUUCUUGGUGUUCCUUGGUUGUUCUUGGUGGUCUUCGGUGUUCCUCUGGUCUUUGGUUGCCCUUAGUGGUUUUUGGUGGGA